Trichosporon asahii var. asahii CBS 2479 is the source of this 765-nucleotide messenger RNA. RefSeq lists its product as uncharacterized. Lineage: Eukaryota; Fungi; Basidiomycota; Tremellomycetes; Trichosporonales; Trichosporonaceae. The transcript has a single exon. The record is from RefSeq and is a predicted model, not a curated record. The coding region runs from base 1 to 765 and encodes 254 amino acids.
AUGCCCCGCACCAACGCAGUGGCCAAGGCCUGGUUCCGUUCCGCGCCUGUUGGAAGGCUCGACACCCGCGCCCCCUCGCCGCUCUCUAUCUCGACGACUAGUAGCGUGUAUCCCUCUUCCUCACGCAGUUGUUCGCCGGCAUCACGCCCCGUGUCGCGGUCGGGCACUCGUCCGAAUACGCGUCCGAACACCCGUCCUUCCUCGCCAGCUUACGCCUCCACACCGUGCACCCCCGGCCAGACUCCCGCCGAUCACUACAAGGCCUACCCCGCCGAUCAGAAACACUACUACGCCGAACCCGAGUCCUACAGACACGAUCACUGCGACCCAUCCCCCGUGACGCCGACAGUGCGCUCCUUCAUCAGCCGCGAACGCACCCGGAUCCAGUCCUCGCUGCUCGCGCUCCGCGAGCUGUGGACCGUGCAUUCCGAAGGUGCCUCGAAGCGGGCCGGGAACAGACGCACCGUAACGCACGAAUAUGUCGAACUCUCGCUCGACGUCAUCGACCGCUGGGACGAGGGGCUCGGGUGGCUCGUCGAAGCACUCGUGCAGGCGGAGGAGGAUUGGUACUUUGCCCAAGACCUGGUCCCUGGGUAUGGGCUUGAGGAAACCGUGGUUGGACAUGGAGGGAAGCCGGGCAGGAAGUUGGGAUACAAGGAACUGGCGGCGGAGGCAGUCGACGCAUACCUCGAGCUGCGGUUUGAGACGGCGGAACAGCUCGAUGAGCUCGAGGCGACUUGGAGGAGUAUGAUGAGGUUGGUUUGA